AUGAAAUAACUUGAGCGAGUUUGAACUACAUUCUACCUAAUUGAGUCGGCAGAAGAAAACCAUGGAGGAGAGUUCGUUGUGCUUUAUGUGUGGUCAAAAAUCGGAGAAAUUCCACUUCAUAUCGGAGACUAAACGUGAAUCGGAGCUUAGCAUCAGUUACAUUAUCUGCAAACAUUUUUGGUUCCAGGAAGAUGCGCUGCAAAUGGCCAUCAUCUGUGAGCCCUGCUGGCAGAAGGUGGACCAAUUCCAUUGCUACUAUGAAGACGUGCGGCAACGCCACGAGCAACUGGUGUUGGAACCCAAUUCGAUUUUCAUCAAACAGGAGGAGAUUGAAAUCAAAGACGAGGUGAUCGCUAACGGAAAUUGCGAAUUGCAAGAAGAGGAUUCAUUAGAGAGUGGAGGUCAUGUCGAGGUUGCGGAGGAAUGCAACAAACUGUCGCUAGAGAUUGAUCAGGUGUUUGAGAAAGUGACUUCCAAGAAGAUUGGUCGUAAACGAGAACUGUCCUCAACCAAAAAGAAAAUCAUAAAGAAAAAUUCUUCAGAAGGUCAGGUCGCUGAGAAACUAACUAGCAAGAAGCCUGUUGCAAAACGAAAGUCAUUAUUGGAUCAAAAGAGACAAGAAGAGGAUAACUUCAUCAAACAGCAUAUGACGUACGCUUGUGUAAAGUGUUCGCUUAAAUUCGAAGAUUUUAUCUCGAUACGUCGUCAUAUGCAUGAUGUUCACGGCAAGCCACAGAUACCGUGCUGUGGCGUACAGUACACCAGUCGAAGCGUACUGUUUCAACAUGUCCAGGCCGUUCUCAAUCCCGGAGCUUUCAAAUGCGAGCUUUGUGACAGAACGUACAAGUUGAAUCUACAUUACAUUCGUCACAAGCAGCGAUACCAUCCCAACAAUGAACCAUUGAAGUAUGGUUGUGAUCAGUGUCCGAAGCGUUUUUCGACAGAAAGUCAACUUGAACGUCACGUUGUUCACCAUCAAAAGAAGAAGGAGAGGUUUAAAUGCGAAAUUUGCGGUAAAACUUUCAAAUGGAAAAACUCGCUGAAGGAGCACAUGGAUUCUAUCCACGAGAAAAACGCCGUCUUCGUGUGUGAAAUUUGCUCGAAAUCAUUUGUCCGAAGGUGGAUGUUCUUGGAUCAUCUAGAGACUCACGAUUUCACCGCAGAAGAGCUGAGGAAGCAGUGCCCCGUUUGCAAGCGGUGGCAGAGGAACCAACGAAUGUUGAAGAAACAUAUGAGUCGGCACAACGCUGCACGAUCAUGCAAAUGUGACCAAUGCGAUCACGUUUCGGUCAACGCGAUGGCGCUCAAGGUGCACGUCGAACGGCGACAUCAGAAGAACCUGAAAUGUGUGUGUGAUCUGUGCGGCAAGGUGUAUGGUCACCCAGUUACAUUGAAGGAACACGUUGCCAAUGCCCACACCAAAGAACCGUUGUAUGAGUGUAUGUUCUGCGAGAGAAAGUUCUUCUCGAACGCCAGCAUGUAUGCUCAUAGGAAGAAGGCUCACCCGAAGGAGUGGCAGGAACACACCAAGAUCAGAUAUGGCAACAAACCGUCAGCAGCAGAGGAAGAAAAGGAGGAGGCUUCGGAAGUUUCAAGCGACCCGUGCCGAGGAUCGAGCAGUGAUCGAGGGGAUGAAAAAGAAUUCGGUGGCUCUCCCAGGUCGCGAAGAAGCUGUCUGAGCCAGAGCACUUCCUGGCACGCUUCGCUGAGCGCUACAUACUCAGCCUCCAUUGACGACAGACUCCCGCACGGUUGUCGACGACUGGCCCACAUGAUGCUUCCUCUGCUUAACUUGAAUAGUAUGCCGGAUGUCGAGCGACGACUCUCGGCGUCCGAGAAACCACUCGAUAAAGCGGGCGUCGCGGCUCACCGUGAUCUGGUCCGUCACUACAUCCACGAAGCGAAACUGUGCGCGAUGAAUAUGCCGGAACGGGAUGACCUUGAACAACAUUUGCGUGAAGUGGAUGAGUUUUUUGAUCGGCUCGAUGAUGCCGGCACCGAACUGGACAUUGAUACGAAGAUUUGUAUGUUACUGCGAAGCCUACCCCCGUCUUUCGACAAUCUCGUUACGGCUCUCGACAGUCGUUCAGCUGAUGACAUCUCGAUGGAUGUUGUCAAGUCCAGGCUGAUGGAUGAGUACCAUCGGCGGCUGGAACGGGAAGGUGGUGGUGCCGCGAAAAGUGAGAAAUCGAUGCGUUCCGCGGAAAACGGACAAAGUGAGAAGCAAUUCCUGUCGUCGAAGAAAGAGAGUGAUAGUGCGCCGCGUUUCCGAAAAGAAAAAAGUGCGAAAGCGAAAGCAGCUCAAAGUGACACCAAAGGAGUUGCUUUCACGGUCGGUGGUGAGACGGCCUGCUGGAUUAUCGACAGUGGGGCCAGCGCCCACAUGACGAACGAUCGCUCGUUCUUCAUGGCGCUGAAGGAGUUCGCCGGUGGCUGGAUAACUCUGGCAGACGGCAAGAAGACGCAGAUCAAAGGUGAAGCAUCGGAAGAACUGCCAGCACCAAUGGCAUCGGCGCCUGGGCCACCGCGACUGGGAGGUCAGCGAGCGCCUGCUGAAGGAAAACCUAGCCACAGGGGAAAUCGUCUCGGCCUCCCUUCCCUGCUGUUGCCGAACGGAUUGGGAUUCUUGGUGGGGCCGAAAACCGGAGCUCGACCACUUGAAGUGUUCGGCAGCGAGGCGUAUGUGCACAUUCCAGCGGUCAAACGAGGAAAAAUGGAAGGGAAGGCGCGUAAGCUUACGUUCGUAGGCUAUUCUAUGGAGCAUAAGGGCUUCCGCUUCGCGGACCGUGAAACGGAUCAGGUAACCGUGAGCCGAGGAGACGCCAGGUUCAUCGAACUCGGCAAUGGAUCGAACUCCAUGGAUUUCCCUGUUGAAGCCGUUCCUGAGCGAAAUGAAGAAGACGAAUUUGAGCUGCGACCUUUCGUGGAGAAGAAGGAAGAAAGCGAUGCUGAGUCACCGGUCGAAGAUUCUGGAAGCGAGGAGUACCACGAAGUCCCGGAUGAAGAGAUUCCUGAGGCAAACCGCCGAUCGGAUCGGCCAAAUCGUGGAGCGAUACCCAAACGUUACGACGAUUCUGUCUUGGAUUAUGCUGUCUGCACCGCGGCAUGCGCUGUCGAGGAACAGUCGAACUUUCGAGAAGCCCUGAAGAAACCGGAGUGGAAGAGCGCGAUGGAGGAUGAGCUAGCCUCCCAUCGGCGGGGGAGCUCGUUGCACCACCCAAAGAAUGUACAUAAACCUUUUGGGUCUAGGUGGAUGUUCAAGGUCAAGCGUAACGAGCAAAACGAAGUUGUCAAGCUGAAAGCCAGAAUUGUCGCCCAGGGGUACAGCCAACAGCAAGGAGUCGACUACGAUCAAGUGUUCGCACCGGUAUCACGCCAAGCUACUUUUAGGACGUUUCUCGCGGUGGCUUCGAAACUCGACAUGGUCAUGCGGCACCUAGACGUAAAGAUCGCGUAUUCAUACGGAUCGUUGGACGAGAAGAUCCUGAUGCGACAGCCCCCUGGAAAACGCGGCACCUGGCAAGGAGGAGUAUGUCUGUCGGCUCAAGCGGAGUAUUUACGGACUGCGGCAGUCGGCGCGCUGCUGGCACCCGUACACAAGGUGAAGGUAUUCCUGCUUGUUUAUGUCGAUGACAUGCUGAUCGCAUCAACGGACGAACGAGAAGAAGAGUUCGAGCUCACGUCGCCCGGGGAAGUCCGACACUUCCUCGGUAUGGAAGUACAGCGAGAAGGUGGAGUAUACAGCAUCCGGCUACAGAAGUAUAUUGAGAAGCUGAUCGAGAAUUUCGGGAUGGAGCAGACAAAAAUGGUGAAGUCUCCCAUGGACCCUGGGUUCCUGGAGAUGAUUGAAUCUGGAGAAGCUCUUGAGGAUGCGACGAAGUACCGAAGCCUGGUAGGAGGGUUAUUGUACCUGGCCGUGAACGCUCGGCCGGACAUUGCGGCAUCUACUGCAAUCCUCGGUUGCAAGUUCAAUGCUCCGGGAGAAGCCGACUGGACAGCGGCGAAGCGCAUAUUGAGAUAUUUGAAGGCAACAUCCGAAUAUAGUCUGCGACUAGCAGGAAAACCGAAUCAGGCGUUGACCGGCUAUUCUGAUUCUGAUUGGGCUGGCGACGUCGGCAGCCGAAAGUCAACUUCCGGCGCUGUGUUCCUGUGGUGGAGGCGUAAUCUCAUGGGCCAGCCGUCGUCAAGCUUCCGUCACGUUCUCGUCUAUGGAAGCGGAAAGGAAGCCAUGGAGGAGAAUUCGUUGUGCUUUAUGUGUGGUCAAAAAUCGGAGAAAUUCCACUUCAUAUCGGAGACUAAACGUGAAUCAGAGCUUAGCAUCAGUUACAUUAUCUGCAAACAUUUUUGGUUCCAGGAAGAUGCGCUGCAAAUGGCCAUCAUCUGUGAGCCCUGCUGGCAGAAGGUGGACCAAUUCCAUUGCUACUAUGAAGACGUGCGGCAACGCCACGAGCAACUGGUGUUGGAACCGAACUCAUUUUUUAUCAAACAGGAGGAGAUUGAAAUCAAAGACGAGGUGAUCGCUAACGGAAAUUGCGAAGUGGAAGAAGAGAACUCAUUAGAGGGUGGAGGUCUUGUCGAGGUUGCGGAGGAAUGUAACAAACUGUCGCUAGAGAUUGAUCAGGUGUUUGAGAAAGUUACUCCCAAGAAGAUUGAUCGUAAACGAAAACUGCCCUCAACCAAAAAGAAAAUCAUAAAGAAAAAGUCUUCAGAAGGUGAGGUCGCUGAGAAACUUACUAGCAAGAAUCCUAUUGCAAAACGAAACUUAUUGUUGGACCAAAAGAGGCAAGAAGAGGAUAACUUCAUCAAACAGCAUAUGACGUACGUUUGUGUAAAGUGUUCGCUUAAAUUCGAAGAUUUCAUCACGAUACGUCGUCAUAUGCUUGACUUUCAUGGCAAGCCGCACAUACCGUGCUGUGGCGUGCAGUACACCAGUCGAAGCGUACUGUUUCAACAUGUCCAGGCCGUUCUCAAUCCCGGAGCUUUCAGAUGCGAGCAUUGUGACAGAACAUACCCGUUAUAUAUAUAUUACAUUCGUCACAAGCAGCGAUACCAUCCCAACAAUGAACCAUUUAAGUAUAAUUGUGAUCAGUGUCCGAAACGCUUUUCGUCAGAAAAUAAACUUGAACUUCACGUUGUGCACCAUCGCAAGAAGGAAGAGAAGUUCAAAUGCAAAAUUUGCGGUAAAGUUUUCAAAUGGAAAAACUCGCUGAAGAAUCACAUGGAUUCUAUUCACGAGAAAAACGCCGUCUACGUUUGUGAAAUUUGCUCGAAACCAUUUGCCCUUAGGUGGAUGUUCUUGGAGCAUCGAGAGACUCACGAUUUUACCGCAGAAGAGCUGAGGAAGCAGUGCCCCGUUUGCAAGCGGUGGCAGAAGAACCAACGAAUGUGGAAGAAACAUAUGAGCCGACACAAUGCUGCACAAUCAUGCAAAUGUGACCAAUGCGAUCACGUUUCGGUCAACGCGAUGGCGCUCAAGGUGCACAUCGAACGGCGACAUCAGAAGAACCUGAAAUGUGUCUGCGAUCUGUGCGGCAAGGUGUAUGGUCACCCAGUUACAUUGAAGGAACAUGUUGCCAAUGCCCACACCAAAGAACCGUUGUAUAAGUGUAUGUUCUGCGAGAGGAAGUUCUUCUCGAACGCCAGCAUGUAUGCUCAUAGGAAGAAGGCUCACCCGAAGGAGUGGCAGGAAUACACCAAGAUCAAAUAUGGCAACAAAACACCAGCAGCAGAGGAAGAAAAGGAGGAGGCUUCGGUAUAGAAUCGUUAUUUGAUUUUAGUUAGGUUAAAAUGUUUAAAAUGGUAAUAAAAAUACUCAAUUUAUA
Aedes albopictus (Asian tiger mosquito) is the source of this 5822-nucleotide messenger RNA. RefSeq lists its product as uncharacterized. Lineage: Eukaryota; Metazoa; Arthropoda; Insecta; Diptera; Culicidae. Gene Ontology annotation, molecular function: chromatin insulator sequence binding; zinc ion binding. Gene Ontology annotation, biological process: regulation of transcription by RNA polymerase II. The transcript is spliced from 11 exons. Gene Ontology annotation, cellular component: nucleus; chromosome. Bases 62 to 5758 code for a protein of 1898 amino acids. The record is from RefSeq and is a predicted model, not a curated record.